Lachancea thermotolerans CBS 6340 is the source of this 1866-nucleotide messenger RNA. It is a transcript of the gene MSM1, whose product is annotated as methionine--tRNA ligase MSM1. Bases 1 to 1866 code for a protein of 621 amino acids. Gene Ontology annotation, biological process: methionyl-tRNA aminoacylation. The transcript has a single exon. The record is from RefSeq and is a predicted model, not a curated record. Lineage: Eukaryota; Fungi; Ascomycota; Saccharomycetes; Saccharomycetales; Saccharomycetaceae. Gene Ontology annotation, molecular function: ATP binding; methionine-tRNA ligase activity.
AUGUGGGGGACUAGCAUCCGGAUCGUUGUUGCGCAUAGCACGCCAAAAGGCUUACGAUUCUGGUGUAUAUCAUUGUUUCGAAAAAUCAUCAACGCAUCACAUUUUAAAUCCAGAAAACCAGUUAGACGGACAAGCACCAUGCCGCCGUCCAGAGGAGUGCCUGCGAGGUUAAAAGGUGCACUUUUUCAUAUAACUACGCCCAUAUUCUACCCGAACGCGAGACCGCAUCUAGGUCACUUGUAUUCGAGUUUACUGUGCGAUGUAACUAAGAGGUGGCGAGCGAUGCAAGGCUAUAACACACUGUUUACUACUGGAACCGACGAGCAUGGACUCAAAAUCCAAAACGCUAGUGAGAAGAAUGGGUACAGUAAUCCCAAGCAGUUCGUUGAUGUACUCUACCGCGAGUUCGUAAAGUUAGACCAAAUGGCUAAUAUAAGUUACACCCGGUUCAUAAGAACUACGGAUUACGACCACGUCAGAGCAGUCCGGGAGCUGUGGAAUAGAUGUUGGGAAAGCGGUUAUAUUUAUAAGGGCGAGCACGAAGGCUGGUACUCCAUAUCGGACGAGUGCUUUUAUCCUGAAUCCAAAGUAGUACAGCUUCAAGGAGAUGGCCAGGAAUUACCCUUUGGAAGCCCUGAAAUUCGCAAAGAUGGGAAGUUCAUAAAUACGGAAACCAGAAAUGGAGUGGUUUAUCAUUCAGAAACUAACUACUUCUUUAAGCUCUCUUCCUUCCAGAAUAGAUUAUUGACAUUCCUAGAGAAGGAAAACCCGCAUUUCAUCUCCCCUCCAUCCAGACGGGACCAAAUAAUAAACGAGCUGCGGGGCUCCAAGCUUCGAGACCUGUCUAUAUCAAGGCCAAGCUCAAGAAUCAAAUGGGGUAUAGAUGUGCCGCAGGAUCCUUCGCAGAAAAUAUACGUCUGGUUUGAUGCGCUUUGUAACUAUUUGACUUCAGUUGGUGGCCUACAAGCCGUCCUAGACAAUUCGCCGGCAGCCGUUAAGCACACUAUCACCAGCCAACUGAAGAUGCCGCGCAAUUGGUGGGUCAACACUACGCAUAUCAUUGGUAAAGACAUUGCGAAGUUUCACGCUAUCUACUGGCCAUGCUUCUUGAUGGCAGCGGGUAUCCCCUUACCUAAACAGAUCAUUGUUCAUGGCCAUUGGCUUUCCGGCGGUGUCAAGAUGAGUAAGUCUGUUGGUAAUGUCGUUGAUCCACUGGACAUGAUUUUACAUUAUGAGUGCGACCCAGUCAGAUGGUAUUUGCUCGAGAACUCCCAUAUCGAAGCCGACGGGGACUUUCGGGAAGAGCGCCUGCAUGCCACCCGCGAGCAGAUUGUUUCAAAAUGGGGUAAUCUUCUAAACAGAUGUUGCAGCAACAAGUUUAACAUUCCAAGGGCCGUUGAGACCUUCGCAAGUCAAGCUGCUAACCCUGAAAAUAAUGCUGCAACAUUAAUUGGAACCGAAGCGCAAGAGUCAUACCGAGAACUUAUUCAACUUCUCCAAACGCUGCCGGAACUUUUCUCUUCUCACAUGCGCCAGCUCGAGACGCGUUCUGCCCUGAAGCUUCUUUGGGAUGUGAUUGGAAAAGCGAAUGCCUUUGUUCAGACCUCGACACCUUGGCUCAAAUCCGGCGAAGAACAAGACCUCAUAAUAUUUACAGCAAUUGAGGUAGUUCGCAUAACUUCCAUUUUGGCCCAACCAAUAAUGCCAACGCUUUCAAACGCUUUACUUGACCGAAUUGGUGUUGAUACGGAAAACCGCGAUUUAUCGCGCACGCGUCUCGGGGCUGACACAUUAUAUGGUAAAGGAUCCAACGAUAAAGGGCGAGAAGUACCAAUAAAAAAGGUGAAUUUCAGAGGGACCACCUAG